AUGCCCCGUACGCCCUCACAGACCGGACAGCAGCUUAUGAUGUAUGGCGAUGGCGUACUACUCUGCAGAGGUGUAAAUGAACGAGGAGGUUGUAGCCUUGCCACAAUCCCCUCUGUCAAUGUGGCAGUGUUUCAUCUCGUGCUCAUUGUUUGGUCAAAGAAUACUUCGUGCGUCAAAGCACAGCGAGUCCACAACCAGUCGUCCGACUAUCGCGGAGUCGGGCAUCCCGAUGCUGAAGGUGGUAUGGACGGAAUCGUCUCACGCACCACAAUGAUCUUCACGGCUCGGCGAGAAGCAAAUGAGCUCGCUAAGAAUCACCAGGUGACCAACAACCACGUUCACAAGAUGGGAGGAUCAAAAGCUGAACGAGCUGCCUGCAUUAUUGGCAGCGCAGCUGCCAAUCUAGACACCGCGGCCACCGCCCGCGAAAAUCCAAAAAUUUCGCAGAAGUAA
Molecule: messenger RNA, 453 nt
Organism: Pseudocercospora fijiensis CIRAD86
Lineage: Eukaryota; Fungi; Ascomycota; Dothideomycetes; Mycosphaerellales; Mycosphaerellaceae
Exons: 9
Coding region: 1-453 (150 amino acids)
Source: RefSeq, a predicted model, not a curated record